Molecule: messenger RNA, 535 nt
Organism: Cotesia glomerata
Lineage: Eukaryota; Metazoa; Arthropoda; Insecta; Hymenoptera; Braconidae
Product: tubulin polymerization-promoting protein homolog
Exons: 2
Coding region: 141-497 (118 amino acids)
Biological process (GO): microtubule polymerization
Molecular function (GO): tubulin binding
Source: RefSeq, a predicted model, not a curated record
UUAUAAAUUUACUGCUGAAAAAAAAUUGCCAAGGCUUACAAUAUUCAACUGUUUAUUUAUCUUGCGAUAAAAAUAAAAAAACAAUAAAAACUAUCAAAUAAAAUUACAAGUAAACAGUAAACAUUAAAUAAAAAAUUAAAAUGUUUGUUUCCGAGGCUGCAAAAAAAAGAGAUCCACGAAUUGUACCGUUGCGGGAUAUGUUUGAAGCGUACUGCCAGUUGGACACAUUAGCCGAUGUAAUUGAAGUAGAUCUUCUGUCAUUUUCCCAACUCAACAGAUGGUUAGUGUCUGCAAAAGUAAUCGACGAGUCACGUGUCACUUCAACGGAUGCUUUUUUGUGUUUUUUCCAAUUUAAAAAACGGGCUAUUUCCUACGACGAGUUUCUUACUUAUCUAGAAGACUUAGCAGACACUAAAGAAUUGAGUUUAAGUCGGGUAAAAUAUAAAUUGCAGACUUGCGGUAAACCUCCGGAACCUACGCACAGUUCUUCAUCGUGAAAAAUUGUCAAGAAUAACAAUUACAAGCAACCUCGCAG